Hyalella azteca is the source of this 3869-nucleotide messenger RNA. RefSeq lists its product as uncharacterized. Lineage: Eukaryota; Metazoa; Arthropoda; Malacostraca; Amphipoda; Hyalellidae. The transcript is spliced from 3 exons. The record is from RefSeq and is a predicted model, not a curated record. The coding region runs from base 837 to 2312 and encodes 491 amino acids.
AUUAAGCCAUCCAGUCUUACACCAGAAAUGUGUCAAGUUUUGCGUGAUCUUUAUUUCUCAAAACUCUUAUAUAAUUGAAAGGAAUUACAAAUAUUGAACUAAUUUUUUUUUUCUGGCCCAAGUGUUGUGGUAUUUCCUCCAGGGAGCUGCAGUGCAAGUUGACCUGCAGCUGAGGGUAGUAACGCACCCUGGGGCUCCCGAGUAUUUCAAGUUAAUUUUAAUAUCCCUGUGUUAAUUUACCGAAGUACUAAGUAAUUUGGAACUGCUGUAGAUGAUUGUAUUCAUAGAUUUUGAGCACAUCUUCCUAAAAUUGUAGGAAUGCUGAUUUCGUUUUGGAGGUCAACUAAACAUGCAAAGCUCAGGAUGCAUCUGGAUUACGAAUUUGUUUCAUAAUUUGCUGCUCAGCGAAAGCUAUGUUUAUAAGGCAUCAAUCGGUUUCAAUCCCCUCAGCGCUAAUGUGACGUAAUGUGACGGCUAUGGAGAUCAAAGAUGACAAAACGGAUUCCAGCUACAAGAGUUUAUUCAACACAAGCUGUGUUUGUUGCACUUUCGAAGUUGUAUCUGUAAGCAGUUGUUCUGCUUUCGUUCAACAUAUAUUCAAUUUUUUUCUUGUGUUGGCUCGUUUUAAAAAUCGUCGAGGGUUUCGUUGCAAAUUUGUCAGCAAUCUCUUCAGCUGAGGGUUUUUAGCAAAUUUUUAUUUAAAAUCUUGCAUUAAGUCUUGAACUAAAUGCUUGUUGAAUCUUUGGAUACCAGAAACUAUUUGCCUUUUUUGAAUAAGCUAUCAGGGAAUCUUCCAACUCUGAGCUCCGCCUGCAUAAAUCGUGCGCUUAACUUCAAUGGAGAACAUUCUGCAUGCACGACCAACCCCUGUACAACCGGUCUGCCUGGACGCCGUGCCAAGCCCGGGGCUGCUGAGUGACUUGCGGCGCUCCAACCUGACGGUGCCUACCACGAACCUGGAGGAAGUCAUCGAGCGCAGUAAGAAAUUUCAAGAAACCUUCCCUUCGGAGACUGCAAGACUGCACGUUCUGCUGCAGAGCGGUGUUGAUUCUGGUAAGCUGGAGGAUUUUGUUCAUUCCGUUUACCCCAUCGUACACCACACGUGCCUGAACCUCCUGAGAGACUUUCUGGAUCACAAGCUGCGCUUCGGAACGAGUCCUGAGAAACUGGUGUAUGCUGGUAUGGACGUGGUGUCUUUCAUCGACCGACUACUCAAGAAACGACCCAUGUGCUUCUAUGGCCCAGGCGAUCGCUAUCGUCUGCCGGCUCCUAGUUUCAAAGAAGGAUUUGGUGGAUUCAAUUCAGUUGGGAAUAAUGAAGAAAAAUACCCUUUGGUCAUGAAGAAUUUACUCACCUACGAUGAGAUGAAAAUCUCUGCUCUCGUAUCUCUGUCAAGUUGGUCGUGGUUCGUUAACGACGGCAGGAGAACUAAUUGUGGAAGAAAAGAUAACAAGGAUGACUAUCAGACUGAGGGCGUGAUCGUGGGACAGGUUGGCGCUCGUUUUGAAGUUGAUGGAGUCAUGGAGUAUUUGGACUGCCUCGUGACUCGCCAACAGAACCGCCCCGAGAACGGAUUUGGCACGCCUAGUGCGCCGCACAUCAACGCAGUUUGGGGCAAGUUCUGGGGCGGUGAACUGCCCACUUACCAAGAUGCCACCACCUGCUUGCAAGGGCAGCAGAGCAAGGAAUGGUUGGCUCCCUUUGAGUAUACAAGAGUUGGAAGGGAAAACAUCUUCAACAUCACAGUGUACAAGAAGAGAAUUGCCAUCACUGCCGAGAUUUUGUUGUGUGAGGCCAACAGCCGCGCGCAGGCCUGCGGCAAGAAAGCCUAUGUGCACGUCGUGGGUCUUGGACUCGGCGUGUGGCGCGCCUUUGACGAACAGGAGGAGCUGUACGUGGAAGCCUGGGGAGACGCUAUGAAAAACGUCUGUAAUUUGGAGCAUGUUGCUUUCGUUGAUUUCAGUUACAUAAAUUGCACAUCAGUCCAUGGCACAUCAAACGACCAAAAAUUCCCUGGCACUAACAUAGUGAUAAAAUUCUCCAAACGUAACUUGCAUGAUAAGGUGCCUGCAGACUGCAUACUUGUGUGCAACUAUGCCUGGGAUGGCAACUCCCUCCCUGGCAACGAGUUUUGGGUGGGGAUGUUAGGCUCUACUGGAGACUGCGCGGCUGCGUGCUCCUCUUGUGUUGCCGAGAUUCACAAUCCGCAUGUUAACCCCCUAGUCCUGGGGGCCGCCGUACGCAUCGCCACACAAGAUGGUCAAGUGCUUGCUGUAUCAGAUUACCUUGAGCUCAUAAGGCCAGAAACUUAGGAUCUGCCUCAAGUGAACUGGUUUGAGGCAACACUGUGUGUGUUUUUGAAACGCUUGCACUAAAUAAGAAAAGCGUUGAGCCACAUCAAUAAGUUUACGUGUGCCUUAACUGCAGAAUGUGUGUCCUCAUCUUGCACCAUCUAACGCUGUGCCUUCAGAUAGGUGAUCUUAUUGAACCUCUAAGAUUUACUGCCGCUAUUUGUUCAUUGUCUGUAUGGUACAGUGAACCGAAUUGAUCCUAAGAACUGGUAUUCUGUUGCUGUUUUCGAUGCUAUGAAAGAGUUUCGUUCUCGGUCAUUCAGCCUGUCCGCUCUGUUUACUUAUUUAUAAACUUGUAGAGUCCCGGAGCCUUGAUGAAAUGAAGAAAAUUGCUAUCAUGUUGGUCCAAGCAAAUGAGUAUAUUACUCCAAGCGUUUCGCUAAUCGCAAAAUUUACAUUCCAAUGCAUUAACGUGCUAUUUGUUUCAAAUUUAUGAAUUAUUUUAAUCUGUUGCGUACUGAAACUGAGAAUGAUCUCAAAUAUUUCCUUUACGCGUAACUUGAUUUUCUCAUCAGUACAAACUGCCUUCAUUUAAUAUCAGUCUAAGAUAAUGAAUACUUUUAUUUCUUUAAGUUAGAAGAAACUGAACCAGUUCACAAUACGCCUGUGAUAUUUAAUCCUAAUUAGUUAAAAUAUCGGAAUGACUAUGAUAAUAUUUUAUUAAAUGUUAGAGUUGCUGAAUCAACACUCAAGAAUAUAAUUAGUAGACUGAAGAAUCUCUUAACAGUUAACUGUCUUACAUUACUUACAUCGUUGCAACGAUCGCUGUUCUGUGCUGCGUGCCUCGUUCAUGUUUUGUUUAUUUUAUAAUAUAUUUUAUUUAUGAUUAUAUUUCGCAUAGAUGUUUAUAUAAUCAUGACUCAUUGUCCAUGUUUUCAUAGAAUUUAUGGACAUUUUACGUCAGCCCUUUCGCUCAUUAAAAAGACCGAGAAACUUGCAUUUUAGAUACUCAAACCAUGAAGUUAGACAAAUUUCUAGUCAUGUAUAAUUUUUUUCAAAAGUUAAAAGAAAAUUGGAGUGGAUAAGUUUGCAUUCAUGUUCGCCAUUGUAGAGAUAAUUGGAUAUAAUAUUUGUAUAAUUUUUGAAUAUAAAUUUUUAUUUCUGUGCAUAGCGUGACACGGAACAUAAUCAAGUUAUUGGUCAUAGUUUAGUUAUUGCCGUUUUGCUGUAGAAAUAACUAAGAGAAUACGUCUAUAUUUAAUGACUGGUCUCCAUUUUUGAAAUGCUAAAUAAAAUCAUCAAGUUUGUGAUGAACGAUUUUAAGAAUUGUAUGAUAGGCAGAUGAUUGGCGACAGGUAUGAUAACUUACGCCUCAAGCACAGACCUGGGCAUGUGAGGUAAUAUAGGCUAACAGUCAUUACCACUUAACAGGGAAACAAUGUAAAAGUUACAUAACUCAUUUUUUCUCUAAAUUAGGUGAUCCAUCUUGAAAAUUCCUUGUAUUAAACAAUUAGUAAUAUUCAAGCGAAGGGCCUACUGAUUUAAUGUAUUUCUUAUUAUUUCAUAAAGUUCGUUGCC